This is a messenger RNA of Plectropomus leopardus (leopard coralgrouper), 963 nucleotides long. RefSeq names its product granulito (gene gra). Lineage: Eukaryota; Metazoa; Chordata; Actinopteri; Perciformes; Serranidae. The record is from RefSeq and is a predicted model, not a curated record.
GUUUUGGUCUUCACUACCAUGACACCGGUGAGGUGAGCAGACAGAGAAGCACGCCACGGGAACUUUUUUUUACAUCUGCAGAAUGGAGGUAUCAAGGAGAAGAGUCCUCCAAAAACAUCUGGAGCCUGCCAGACCCCUGCGCCGCUUCAUCCACGUUGACAGUGAGCCCCAAAUAAAUGCUGCUACAUGUGCUCAGGCCCUGAUGGCGGAAGAGGAUCAAGAGACAAAUAUUGGCAUAGAGCAGUUCUACAAGAUUGUCAACCUCGCCAAACAGAAAGAAGGCAGAAUAUCUUACUCCAGAGAUUUUUUAAUUGGUCUGGCAAGUUGUCCUGAGUCCAGGAAGAGGCCAGAAUUUUUGCCUGAGCACCCGAUUGUCUUAACGGAGGCAAGAGAUCUUGAGGACCUAAAGCUUCAUGAAAUGAGGUGGAACGGGAGAAACGAAGACACGGUGGAAGAAAGGCUUCACUCAUCUUAAGAAAUUUGCACAGGUGUUCACCACCCUAAAGAGUGUUUCUGAUAUUUUCUUUUUGUAUUGCUUGGUUAAUUUAAUUGAAUUUUGCAUGUUUAUUUUGAAUGAGACUGAUAACAUUUUGAGGUGAAGUUGCACAAAAUCCUAAUACGAAAAACUAUUUGCUUAAGUAUGAUUAUUGCAUUUUUGCUUAUGUUUUCUGCUGUGUAAUAUUUUGGCUUGUGAAGUAAUGACAUUUUGUAAAAAUGUUUUAAAAUUAAGAUAUUAAUGGCUACUUGUCAGCUGUGCUGGUAAUGUUUCAUUUGAAGAAACUAGGGAUAAAAGAUGUCAUUAAUGCAGACUCAGCAUAUUAGAGUUUAAAAAAACAAACACUACCUUAAGUGACAAUGCUCAGAAUGAUGUUUAUCAGCUGUAUUGGCUGGGAUCAGAUCAGCACUGUGAUGUAACGUGUCUAACAUGUUAACUUCACUAAUAAAGGACAGUUUGGCCCAACA